GUUUUCCGGCCUCCAUCUUACCGUACCAUUUCUUACAAUUUACAACGGACUCGCUUUCGUCGCUUCUUUUUCUUCAGAAUCUCUUCACUGUAUUACCGGUAAUGGCGAAAUUAUAUAUUUUUUAUUUUUCAAACUCAUUGAACAACGUUCUCGAGACUUAAUUAUCAGCCAACCGGUUGCGUGCCAUUCUGUUUUAUUGGCUCAAAACUUUCACAAGAUGAUUUUAAAUCUUUGUGUAUAAACUAGCGGUUUGUGUCAGUUUAACUGGAAUCAAACCAUCUUGAAACAAAUUAAAUUAAAAAUUGGAUUUAACAUAUGAGCUGGAGAAAAAUUGCCCCUUUUUUUUUUUUUUGUCUCCUUGCAUCAUGCAUUUCGAAAUUCUGAGCUGGAAUUCAGACGCUUUCCUUGCAAUCCAACGAGGAAAAUACCCGUCAAGCUUCAAUUCUUUUGUAAACGUAGAGCACGGAUGACAGCAAUGUUAAUACGCUACAUUUUCGGAAUCCUCCAUUUACUCCAAAAGAGACGAAAGCGAGCGAAUCGCAAGUGAAACUCGGUGGCGUACAUUUGCUGACCUCCCAUCCCAAAUGUGGCGCUCAAGAGCAAAUUGACUGAAUCGAAUGUUAACGAGGAAAUUGAAAAACAGAAGACGUUUUGACGUGAUGGAGUUAUUUGGAGAUCUGCUAAUCCCUUUGCUGAAGUUCUUGGAAAUCAGCACAAUUUUCCUUCAACGGGAAAUUACAAUAAGGCAUUUUUUUUUUUGAGCCUUUGUCAAGCACAGAAAUCAAAAUAUGAUUUCUUCUUCUUCGUAAUGUGUAACGUUUGUUGAGGGUCCUUUGGGAGUGAGGUGAAUUGGAGCUAAUCCGAUGUCAAUUUGCACUUAAAAGUUUAACCUUUAAAGCCGCCCAGGAGCCAAAAUAGACAAAUGUGCUUGCGUAACACAUUCUAAGACUUAAUCUGCAGACAAUAACAAUGGCAGACGCAGCAGUCGCAACACCCGCCGACAAGAAGGCGCCCCCAAAGUUCAAGCAGAGGACCACUCGCACCUUCAAGAGCAAGGCCCCGAAACCCGGCCAGAAGGGAUUCGGAGACGACAUCCCCGGCAUGGAAGGUCUGGGCACCGACAUCACAGUGGUCUGUCCUUGGGAGGCCUUCGGCGACAUGGAGCUGAGUGACCUGGCCAAAUACGGAAUCGUCUAGAAGGCCAAAGGUCACACGAGCUGAACGACCUGGCCAAUUACGGAAUCGUCUAGAAGGCCCAGGGUCACACGAUGCUCCUCUCGGCGCUUAUAUACCUCGCCCCUCUUCCUGUUCUCGGCGACAAAGUCCCAAACAAGUUGCCGUCCCCUUGUGCAAGGCACAAUGCAGGAUCUCAAGAAACUCCCAAAACGGUUGCAAUAUGCUAAUCAUGCUAACAAGUUUCAAAGCCGCUUGAACUGACGACCACCCGUCACGUCGCACUUCCUCCGACCACGACCGGCCCCUGCUGCCAAUCCUUACUGGAGUCUACCACUUCACAACCCCCCUUCUGGAGCUAUUCCUUCUUAUUGUACAGCUAUUUGUGGAAGAAAUAUAUUUUUAUGAACUAUGCAAAUGGGAACUUGGACAGUUUCCGUAGCGACAGAGUGGAAUAGGUCGGUCAAUUAAAUGUUGUCCCCAAAUAUGAUCGGGUGCUUUUUCUCCUUGUCUCCAUCAUUUCCAUCGGGUGUCCAAUUUAACAUCAAUAAAGUAAAGUUUGUUAAAUUACAAUAAAGUCAAAGCUAUGCUGCUCAA
Molecule: messenger RNA, 1770 nt
Organism: Syngnathoides biaculeatus (alligator pipefish)
Lineage: Eukaryota; Metazoa; Chordata; Actinopteri; Syngnathiformes; Syngnathidae
Product: retinal cone rhodopsin-sensitive cGMP 3',5'-cyclic phosphodiesterase subunit gamma-like
Exons: 3
Coding region: 970-1197 (75 amino acids)
Biological process (GO): positive regulation of G protein-coupled receptor signaling pathway; visual perception; positive regulation of epidermal growth factor receptor signaling pathway
Cellular component (GO): photoreceptor outer segment membrane
Molecular function (GO): cGMP binding; 3',5'-cyclic-nucleotide phosphodiesterase activity
Source: RefSeq, a predicted model, not a curated record